Messenger RNA from Fonsecaea nubica, 726 nucleotides. RefSeq lists its product as hypothetical. The transcript is spliced from 4 exons. The coding region runs from base 1 to 726 and encodes 241 amino acids. The record is from RefSeq and is a predicted model, not a curated record. NCBI's taxonomy places the organism in Eukaryota, Fungi, Ascomycota, Eurotiomycetes, Chaetothyriales, Herpotrichiellaceae.
AUGCAUUUCGAUCAUAGGUUGCGGCCCGAUCGCUACGCUGACGAGCAUCUGUCCGACGACGAGCUGCAGAAACCCCUUGGUACUCGUUCAGACCACCGAUCAAGGCCGGCAAGUAAACAGGAAUUCUGCGAGAAAGAAGAAUCGCGAUCAACGCGAGACAUGGGAAUAGACGUCUCGGUCAACGGUGUGGGGAAAUGGGUUGAGGUGCCUAACGGAGAGAUAAAUGUCGCCGAUAUCGACUGUAUCAUCAUCUCACAGCAGCUGGCUCUCGACUUGGUGCGUUCACCCCAACAAUACGAGGAGAAGCUCAAACCUCUCGAGCGACCUCACACAGUGAACAUCGACGGCGGUAUGGUGCAGUGUCAUGGCAAACUCAGAGCAGUCUGGCGUUGGGUGGGUGGGCCGUACUCGCACGAGGCCGAUCUUUUCGUUACUUCUGAGCUCAACGGUCGAUGUAAAUUUUUGCUGCCACCAUUACAGGAGAGGUCGUCAGAGGUGAUUCCAUCGCUAAAGCCUCUUUACAGCGUUGUGCUGACUGAUGAAGAGGUGAAACGACAGAAGGAGCACAACGACCAGGCGAACACCGCUCACCACGACGUUGUGGAGGCGUCGAGCAAACGCAAGUCCGAAAAGUUCGCAGCGCUGAUCAAGGGCAAUGAAAACACUCAAGGCCAGCAACAUCAAGGCCAGUCUUCCUCUGCGCAAAGCGUUGGCACAACAACAUGA